Messenger RNA from Eurypyga helias (sunbittern), 1794 nucleotides. Its product is annotated as nucleolar pre-ribosomal-associated protein 1-like. Gene Ontology annotation, biological process: maturation of 5.8S rRNA from tricistronic rRNA transcript (SSU-rRNA, 5.8S rRNA, LSU-rRNA); maturation of LSU-rRNA from tricistronic rRNA transcript (SSU-rRNA, 5.8S rRNA, LSU-rRNA). The transcript has 9 exons. Gene Ontology annotation, cellular component: nucleolus. NCBI's taxonomy places the organism in Eukaryota, Metazoa, Chordata, Aves, Eurypygiformes, Eurypygidae. The annotation marks the transcript as partial. The record is from RefSeq and is a predicted model, not a curated record.
AGUGUGUCGUGGCCUGUCACAAGUUUGUCGAAGUCAAUGCCCUGGGUCUAACAGUAGCUGCCCUUAGCAGCUAUGAUUCCAACAUGAGAGCAGCUGCAUAUUUUGUCUUGGCUUCCUUUCGUUCUCAUCUGGAAGGAGCUCGCUUUCGAGAGAAGAGUCAGUUGCUGUAUCUCUUGGAUGCUGUGCAAAAUGGAAUCAGGCAACAGAACCUCAGGUUUACCUUCUCUUUGACCCUCUACAUCGCUCGCGUGGCCCAGCAGAUCCUGAAGCCAGAGGAGCACAUGUAUAUAAAGGUAAACAGAUUCCUUCUGUCACACCAGUAUUUGGACCUGAAGAAAGUACCAGGGUUUUUCCAGCUUUUCUACAGCUUUGACUUUGAGUACAAAACGGAACGUGAGUGGAUCCUCAGAUUCCUUGGAGAAGGGCUGCGGGAUAAACAUUGCUAUGAGCUUUAUGACUUCCAGAGGAUUUUCCAGGUCAUUCUUUCCUUUUUCAACAGCCCUUUGUGUGAUGAGGGCUCCCAGUACCGUAUUCUGGAGGUGUUGCAAAAUGCUGCCCGUGUCACCAGAGCUGCCUAUGAGCUGAUACAAGACCACAGCCUUCUCACCUGGAUACUGCACAUCUUGGAGAAAAGGUUUCUGGAAAACAAGAUGUUAAAUAAAAUUAUUUCCUUGCUCCAUACUCUGUGGCUAACAAAUCUAGGAGGCAAGAGAGAAAGCAGGAAUCAGUCACAGGAGAACAGGAAGUUUCUUCCUAUUCAGCUUGUAAAUGAAUUUCUGUAUGUUUUGGUGACAUUGAUCAAACACAUUCGGACUAAUUUAGAUCUAGGCAAACUGACCCAGUUUUUCAGUACGCUCAAUUCCGUGCUGGAAUAUCGUGCUAUAGUUGUGGAGGCCUUCAAAGAAAUGAAUCGGUUCACCGUGAACGACGGCGUUCUCUCAACCAAAGACAUCCUCCUGCUGCUGCAUAAGUGGAGCAUCGUCGAGAAAGACCUGAAACUGCAGGAGGAUCUGCAGACUCUUGCUCAGAAAUACCAAAUCAAGGAGUUGCUUAAAAAUCUUAAAGACAAGAACAAACCUCAAGCCUCGUCUCACGCGUAUCGUCAUCUUCAGAAAAAGAAGGAGAUGGAAAGAGAAGAGGACGCUGCUGCAGACCUGAAAGUCUCAGAGCUGGAGAAGUGCAGAGAUCAUCUGAAUUCCAUAUUUGCCCACUGGGAGCCUGUUUUCCCGGCGCCGCCUACCGAACUUGGAGGGGAGCCCCUCCAAGCCGCUGACCUUGAGGACGCAACAGUCGGUCUUACCUGCGUGUCCGCUUACCUCGUGACUAAAUGGCUCGUGAAGUCCCUGGUUGAGCACAGCCUCAACGCACAAACCGUUUCGUUAACUCUGCGCUGGCUGCAGAGCUGCAUCUUGCCGCACCCCGGGGCGGUGCGGGAGGUGCUCGGGGACGAGACGCUGAGGAACAACCUCUUCAGGUUUUACACCCGGGUCUGUGAGGCCAGCGGGGGUGCGGCCGGGUGCCUUGACGAGCUCUGUCUGUUCAGUUCAGUCAUGCUGCACCUGAUGGAUGCGCAGGGCCUGGCCAGCAGCAGCGUUCACGGGCUGGUGAAAGCCUUGUGCCUGUCGGCAGUGACGGAAGAGGAUGCGAACAAGAAAGCUGUGUGUGUGUUCCUGACUUCUGCUUACAUUGGGGAUGUAUGGCUUGGAGCACAGGAGCCAGAUAUGCUAAUAACCCAUGUCAGAUUGAUCUGCAGUAGUACAGAUGAGCAACUAAAUGAUGGCGACUUGGAAACUC